AUGGUAACGAAGGUGGAAGAAAGUAAAUCUGAUGUUUUGAGUACCUUCAAUCAAAGAUUUUAUGAGAAACUGCCUAAAAACAAUUCGCAUUCUUUAGAACGAUCAAAACACAUUUAUUACGAGAGAGAACACUAUGGCAAAGAACUGAAUUACUCAGAACAUUUAUUAGAGCUCUCUUCGGCAAAAAAACGUAAGCUAACACGUGGGCCAUAUACCGACACUUUGUUAACUACUGAUACGAGUUCAGAAGAAGGAGAUUUCAGCAGAAAAACUGGAAAGCAAAGACAAGCCGCGAAUGCUCGCGAACGUGAUCGAACCCACAGUGUGAACACAGCAUUUACGACUUUAAGAACACUAAUUCCAACAGAACCUGCUGACAGAAAACUCUCAAAAAUUGAAACUUUACGUUUGGCAGCAAGCUACAUCGCCCAUUUAGCCACAGUACGAUCGUUCCGAGCACGUGGUGAUUUCAGCGAACAACCCUGCCUUAGGUAUCGAUGUCACCUGGAGAAAGUAACAGCGGAGAGUUCCAGUUGUGGUUCUAGUACAGAUUCUCGCUCACUUUGUACUUUCUGCUUGGCUGAGAGUAAAAGAACGAGAUCGUCUAGAAGCCACCAAACUUCCAGCGCUCAAAAAGACAUCACUACACUCAAUCUUUACGUCACAAGGUGAUAUAAUACGACUGGUUCCAGUGUCUUUUAUAAAGUGUCUUACUGAAAUAUUCCAUGACAGAAUAAAGAAAAACGUGUAUUUCCGAGAAUGUUUAAUAAUACCCUUCAUUGCGUUUGAGCAGUUUUAACCCUAAACGUGCUUGGAAUAAUGACAAAUGUGUAUGCACAUUAUACAGAG
Messenger RNA from Limulus polyphemus (Atlantic horseshoe crab), 849 nucleotides. RefSeq names its product achaete-scute homolog 2-like. The record is from RefSeq and is a predicted model, not a curated record. Gene Ontology annotation, molecular function: DNA-binding transcription factor activity, RNA polymerase II-specific; protein dimerization activity; RNA polymerase II transcription regulatory region sequence-specific DNA binding. Lineage: Eukaryota; Metazoa; Arthropoda; Merostomata; Xiphosura; Limulidae. Gene Ontology annotation, biological process: developmental process; regulation of transcription by RNA polymerase II. Bases 1 to 672 code for a protein of 223 amino acids. The transcript is spliced from 2 exons.